This is a messenger RNA of Danio rerio (zebrafish), 2120 nucleotides long. Lineage: Eukaryota; Metazoa; Chordata; Actinopteri; Cypriniformes; Danionidae. The record is from RefSeq and is a predicted model, not a curated record.
GAUCAGGAACGCUGGACUUUAUUUCAGCUGAUAUUUCAUACACAAACAGGCCUGAUGGAGGAGACACAGCAUGUUAAAAUGAGAGAAAAAACUCACUCACUGAAGAGAAAAGACAGAAAACGUGUCACCUGCACUCAGUGUGGGAAGAGUCUGGCAAACAAAGACAGUCUCAAGAGCCACAUGAGGAUCCACACCGGAGAGAAACCAUUCACAUGUUCUCAGUGUGGGAAGAGUUUCAGAGACUCAUCAAACCUUAGUAGACACAUGUUGAUCCACACUGGAGAGAAAACACACAAGUGUGAUCAGUGCGGAAAAUCAUUUCUGUUGGCUUCAAGCCUGAAUGAUCACCUUAGAGUUCAUGCAACUGAGAAGCCUUCAUGCUCUGUGUGUGGAAAGAGUUUUGCAUACGAAGGAAAUUUAAGAAAACAUCAGAAGAUCCACACCGGUGUGAGAGAGUAUGUGUGCUCUGAGUGUGGGAAGACUUUUAUUACAUCUACAAGCUUACAACAACACCAGAUAAUUCACACUGGAGAGAAACCUUAUAUAUGUUCACACUGCAGCAUGAGAUUUAGUCAGUUUUCACAUCUGAAAAUACACGAGAGGAUUCACACUGGAGAGAAACCGUACAAGUGUUCACACUGUGACAAGAGAUUUACUCAGUUGGGAAGCCAGAAAACACAUGAGAGGACUCACACUGGAGAGAAACUGUACAAGUGUUCACACUGCGACAUGAGAUUCAGUCAGUCAUCACAAAUGAAAUCACAUGAGAGGAUUCACACUGGAGAGAAACCGUACAUGUGUUCACACUGCGACAUGAGAUUCAGUCAGUCAUCACAAAUGAAAUCACAUGAGAGGAUUCACACGGGAGAGAAACCUUACAAGUGUUCACACUGCGACAAAAGAUUCAAUCAGUCAGGAAGCCAGAAAAGACAUGAGAGGAUUCACACCGGAGAGAGACCGUACAGGUGUUCACACUGCGACAUGAGAUUCAGUCAGUUAAGAAGCCUGCAAAUACAUGAGAGGACUCACACUGGAGAGAAACAAGUGAGAUUCAGUCAGUCAGAAACAUUGAAAAACACACAAGAGUGUCACGUCACACUUCAGCUGCUUGCCUUUAUUCAGUAUAUAUUGGGGCUCAACUGUAAAUUCCUCUACAGAAGCGAUCAGGAACGCUGGACUUUGUUAUUUCAGCUGAUAUUUCAUACACAAACAGGCCUAAUUGAGGAGACACAUGUUAAAAUGAGAGGAAAAGCUCACUCACCGAAGAGAAAAGACAAAAAAUGUGUCACCUGCACUCAGUGUGGAAAGAGUCUGGCAAACAAAGACAGUCUCAAGGUCCACAUGAGGAUCCACACUGGAGAGAGACCAUUCACAUGCUCUCAGUGUGGAAAGAGUUUCAGAGAUGCAUCUGCCCUUAAGAAACACAAGUUGAUCCACACUGGAGAGAAAACACACACAUGUGAUCAAUGCGGAAAUUCCUUUCUGUUGGCUUCAAGCCUGAAUGAUCACCUUAGAGUUCAUGCAACUGAGAAGCCUUCAUGCUCUGUGUGUGGAAAGAGUUUUGUACAUCAAAGAAAUUUAAGAAAACAUCAGAAGAUCCACACCGGUGUGAGAGAGUAUGUGUGCUUUGAGUGUGGAAAGACUUUUAUUACAGCUGCAAACUUACAACAACACCAGAUGAUUCAUACUGGAGAGAAACCGUACAUGUGUUCACACUGCGACAAGAGAUUCAGUCAGUUACCACAUCUGAAAGCACAUGAGAGGACUCACACUGGAGAGAAACCUUACAAGUGUUCCCACUGUGACAUGAGAUUUAGUCAGUUAUCACAUCUGAAAAUACAUGAGAGGAUUCACACUGGAGAGAAACCGUACAAGUGUUCACACUGCGACAAGACAUUCACUCAGUUAGGAGGCCUAAAAAAACAUGAGAAGAUUCACAUUAAGGAGAAACAAGUGAGAUUCAGUCAGUCAGAAACAUUGAAAAAAACACAAGAGGGUCACAUCUGCGAAUAAUCUUUUGUCGGGAGAGCAGGACGAGAAUUGGAGAAUGGCAGACUUUGUCUUUUAUCAGUGGAGUUCGUUCACAUUUAGACACAUCGCCGUGCUGCUGUGUUCGCCUA